Blastomyces dermatitidis ER-3 is the source of this 2321-nucleotide messenger RNA. Its product is annotated as tyrosyl-tRNA synthetase. Gene Ontology annotation, cellular component: cytosol; mitochondrion. Gene Ontology annotation, molecular function: tyrosine-tRNA ligase activity; RNA binding; ATP binding. The coding region runs from base 187 to 1965 and encodes 592 amino acids. NCBI's taxonomy places the organism in Eukaryota, Fungi, Ascomycota, Eurotiomycetes, Onygenales, Ajellomycetaceae. The record is from RefSeq and is a predicted model, not a curated record. Gene Ontology annotation, biological process: tyrosyl-tRNA aminoacylation. The transcript is spliced from 5 exons.
UGCUCGCUGAUUGGCUCCGUCAAAUCGAAAAAGUUCCGCCAAACUUCGACUUCGGACAGGAACUCAUUCUCCGCAGGAUAUCAAAUUAGGUUGUACACGCCCAUUGAUAUAAGGGGCAGAGUUUAACUAGCUGGGCAAUUUUCAGGCGCCUGGUUCUGAACUUCAUCCGCCAUUUUCCGGCCAAUAAUGGCGCAACUACGCCCCUCUCCUAGCUGCACCCGCUCCCCGGUUGUAAUACUUCUCAGAUCGCAGUCUACCAAUGCGGGACUCAUGUCGUUACGGACAAGACGCCCUGGCGUCGCAGCAGCGCCUCUUCUCCAGAAACGAAAUGUAACAAUGCAACAUCUCCGGCGAAUGAGGGAGGGGGAAGAAGUCUGGAAAAACUUUGCGGAGGAGAUCAAGGCUGGGAAGAGGAAAAGCUUUUUGGAGCUUAUGGAAGAGCGCGGUUUGGUUAACCAGGUUAUCGGUGAUCGCGAUGCGUUGAAUAAGAUGUGGACGGAAAGACGAGUAGGUGUAUACGCUGGUGUUGAUCCUACGGCUCCGUCUCUACAUGUUGGACACAUGCUACCUUUCAUGGUCCUAGCAUGGGCUUAUGUCCAUGGCAUCAGGACAGUUUUUCUGCUAGGUGGAUCUACAGGUCAAGUUGGCGACCCUACCGACCGAUUAGCCCCUCGAGCUAAAAUGGCCGCCGUUACGCGCAAAGAGAACAUGGCGAACAUGCACCUCCAGCUUAAGAAACUUGGGAUGUCCAUUGAGAGAUAUGCAGCCAAACAUGGAUACGAAUCUGAAUGGAUAUGGAGACGAGCAAUCGUAAAUAACAAUUCGUGGUGGCUCAAGGAACCGUUCUUCGAGGUCAUGAAGACAAUGGGAGAAGCUGUGCGAUUAGGACCGAUGCUUGGGCGUGAUACCGUGAAAAAUCGAUUACAGAGUGGUAAAGGCAUGGCGCUUUCGGAAUUCGUUUAUCCACUUCUGCAAGCAUGGGAUUGGUGGCAGCUCAUCCAACAACAGAAUAUCCUGGUACAGGUUGGCGGGUCCGACCAAGCUGGAAAUAUUCAAUUCGGGAUGGAUGCUACGAAACCCCUUAUGAAAGCGAACGAUGAAUACUGGCGAAAGCAUGCCCCACGGGAUGAAGACCGCAAAUUAUUGGAGCCCAUGGGUUUCACCACCCCCCUUCUUACGACUGCCUCCGGUCAGAAAUUUGGAAAGUCAGCCGGGAAUGCGGUCUGGCUUGAUCAAGACAUGACCUCGAGCUUUGAUCUCUAUCAGUUCUUCUUGCGAGUCACUGAUGAGAAUGUUGAGCAAUAUUUGAAAUACUUUACAUUCCUCCCCAUACCAGCCAUCAAAGAACUCAUGGAGCAACACAUGCAGGAUCCAUCUAAGAGAAUCGCACAGCACAAACUCGCCUCUGAAUUUGUCGAGCUUAUUCGAGGGCCCGCGGAGGCUGCCCAGGCCGAGAAAGAUCAUCGCAGCAUUUUCGGCGGUAAAACUCCAACUAGUGAUGAACUGACGCCCCGUCCAAAACGUGAUAUCAAUCUUUCAGAGACCAGUCCCUUCAAUGCACCAUCUCCUCAUAUUACUCUUCCGCGGUCACUAGUCGUUGGUCAAUUCUUCCACAAGGUUCUAUGGUCAGCAGGCAUGGCACCAUCAAAAGCGGAAGCGUUCCGACUUGUCGUCAACAAUGGUGCGGCAGUCGCAUCGAGAUCCGAUUCAAACGCUAUCAUGGACGAUAAAUUGUCUUAUGUUCCGAUCAAAACUUGGGACAAAGAUAUGACAGAGAAAUUCAUCAUUGAUGAUUCAUUGAUGAUUCUCAAAGUUGGAAAGUGGAAAGUUAAGAUUAUUAAGAUUGUGAGCGACGAAGAAUUUGAAAGACUGGGACUGGACGCUCCGGGAUGGAAGGCAGAGGAAAAUGAAGCUUCUGAGAAAGAAGCAGACAAGUCGAGCACGGGGCCGAAGGGUGCAAGCUGAGAUGCGAUUUUUCUCCUUUACGGUUUUCCAGUUUUCUCUCUUCUGUUGCGUUCAAAGCGGUUUUGCUCUGCUGUAUGUGUAGAUAUACCUGUGCUUUUACGAAUCUUUGUUUUUUACCUAGAGCUGUACAUUAAAUUAGAUGAUCGAUUCCCUUUUUCAUUUGCAUCCCUUUGGCAUGUUUCCGAGCCCGCUGGCAUACCCUGAUUCCAGUUGGAUCUAUACAUAAGCACAUACUUCUGGAUAUAUAUGCAAAAAUGGUAGCAUACAUUACACACAAUCUCAAUCAAUCCUACCUUUACCAAUACAAUUAGCCAACUCGAUAAAUAAAAUCAAGAAACAGUUCUCAAAUUCUCCUA